CAGGCGCCAGUCGGAACAACGUUUGGAGAAGUGGCCCUUGUCAAAUGCAACGAAGGCUACACACUAACCGGCGAUUCUCUCGUCACGUGUCAAGCGAAUGGAAACUGGAGUUCACAACCAUAUUGUACAAUUAAAGACUGUGGAGAUCCAACACCGAUGAACGGGACGCGACAGUCUCAAGUGCAAACGUACAAUACAUCAGUUGUGAUAGAAUGUAAUGACGGCUACGAAAUCAUAGGUACCUCACCAAUCACCUGUCAGUCGGACGGAACCUGGAGUGAUCUUCCGACAUGCCAUCCUUUAGAUUGUGGCACUUAUGUUCUUCUCAACGGUGCAGUCACUACGAGCGGAAGAACAACUUACGGUUAUACUGCUACACUCAGUUGCAACGCCGGGUACACACUUUUGGGAGUCAGUACUGUAACAUGCGACGUAGGCGGUUGGUCUGGUACCGCGAACUGCACAGCAGUGGAUUGCACUGAACUGAGCGUCGAUAAUGCAGUAGUACAGGCGCCAGUCGGAACAACGUUUGGAGAAGUGGCCCUUGUCAAGUGCAACGAAGGCUACACACUAACCGGCGAUUCCCUCGUCACGUGUCAAGCGAAUGGAAACUGGAGUUCACAACCAUAUUGUACAAUUAAAGACUGCGGAGAUCCAACGCCGAUGAACGGGACGCGAGACUCUCAAGUGCAAACGUACAAUGCAUCAGUUGUGAUAACUUGUGAUGACGGCUACGAAAUCAUGGGUUUACCUCACCAAUCACCUGUCAGUCGGACGGAACCUGGAGUGAUCUUCCGACAUGCCAUCCUUUAGAUUGUGGCACUUACGUUCUUGUCAACGGUGCAGUCACUACGAGCGGAAGAACAACUUACGGUUAUAAUGCUACACUCAGUUGCAACGCCGGGUACACACUUUUGGGAGUCAGUACUGUAACAUGCGACGUAGGCGGUUGGUCUGGUACCGCGAACUGCACAGCAGUGGAUUGCACUGAACUGAGCGUCGAUAAUGCAGUAGUACAGGCGCCAGUCGGAACAACGUUUGGAGAAGUGGCCCUUGUCAAAUGCAACGAAGGCUACACACUAACCGGCGAUUCCCUCGUCACGUGUCAAGCGAAUGGAAACUGGAGUUCACAACCAUAUUGUACAAUUAAAGACUGCGGAGAUCCAACGCCGAUGAACGGGACGCGAGACUCUCAAGUGCAAACGUACAAUGCAUCAGUUGUGAUAACUUGUGAUGACGGCUACGAAAUCAUAGGUACCUCACCAAUCACCUGUCAGUCGGACGGAACCUGGAGUGAUCUUCCGACAUGCCAUCCUUUAGAUUGUGGCACUUACGUUCUUGUCAACGGUGCAGUCACUACGAGCGGAAGAACAACUUACGGUUAUAAUGCUACACUCAGUUGCAACGCCGGGUACACACUUUUGGGAGUCAGUACUGUAACAUGCGACGUAGGCGGUUGGUCUGGUACCGCGAACUGCACAGCAGUGGAUUGCACUGAACUGAGCGUCGAUAAUGCAGUAGUACAGGCGCCAGUCGGAACAACGUUUGGAGAAGUGGCCCUUGUCAAAUGCAACGAAGGCUACACACUAACCGGCGAUUCCCUCGUCACGUGUCAAGCGAAUGGAAACUGGAGUUCACAACCAUAUUGUACAAUUAAAGACUGCGGAGAUCCAACGCCGAUGAACGGGACGCGAGACUCUCAAGUGCAAACGUACAAUGCAUCAGUUGUGAUAACUUGUGAUGACGGCUACGAAAUCAUAGGUACCUCACCAAUCACCUGUCAGUCGGACGGAACCUGGAGUGAUCUUCCGACAUGCCAUCCUUUAGAUUGUGGCACUUACGUUCUUGUCAACGGUGCAGUCACUACGAGCGGAAGAACAACUUACGGUUAUAAUGCUACACUCAGUUGCAACGCCGGGUACACACUUUUGGGAGUCAGUACUGUAACAUGCGACGUAGGCGGUUGGUCUGGUACCGCGAACUGCACAGCAGUGGAUUGCACUGAACUGAGCGUCGAUAAUGCAGUAGUACAGGCGCCAGUCGGAACAACGUUUGGAGAAGUGGCCCUUGUCAAAUGCAACGAAGGCUACACACUAACCGGCGAUUCCCUCGUCACGUGUCAAGCGAAUGGAAACUGGAGUUCACAACCAUAUUGUACAAUUAAAGACUGCGGAGAUCCAACGCCGAUGAACGGGACGCGAGACUCUCAAGUGCAAACGUACAAUGCAUCAGUUGUGAUAACUUGUGAUGACGGCUACGAAAUCAUAGGUUCCUCACCAAUCACCUGUCAGUCGGACGGAACCUGGAGUGAUCUUCCGACAUGCCAUCCUUUAGAUUGUGGCACUUACGUUCUUGUCAACGGUGCAGUCACUACGAGCGGAAGAACAACUUACGGUUAUACUGCUACACUCAGUUGCAACGCCGGGUACACACUUUUGGGAGUCAGCACUGUAACAUGCGACGUAGGCGGUUGGUCUGGUACCGCGAACUGCACAGCAGUGGAUUGCACUGAACUGAGCGUCGAUAAUGCAGUAGUACAGGCGCCAGUCGGAACAACGUUUGGAGAAGUGGCCCUUGUCAAGUGCAACGAAGGCUACACACUAACCGGCGAUUCCCUCGUCACGUGUCAAGCGAAUGGAAACUGGAGUUCACAACCAUAUUGUACAAUUAAAGACUGCGGAGAUCCAACGCCGAUGAACGGGACGCGAGACUCUCAAGUGCAAACGUACAAUGCAUCAGUUGUGAUAACUUGUGAUGACGGCUACGAAAUCAUAGGUUCCUCACCAAUCACCUGUCAGUCGGACGGAACCUGGAGUGAUCUUCCGACAUGCCAUCCUUUAGAUUGUGGCACUUACGUUCUUGUCAAUGGUGCAGCCAAUACGAGCGGAAGAACAACUUACGGUUAUAUUGCUACACUCAGUUGCAACGCCGGAUACACACUUUUGGGAGUCAGCACUGUAAUAUGCGACGUAGGCGGUUGGUCUGGUACCGCGAACUGCACAGCAAUGGAUUGCGGAGAUCUGUCUAUAGCAAAUGGUACCGCGAAAUUGCCAACUGGUACGACGUUCGGUGAGACAGCCUUCAUCAUCUGUGACAAUGGUUACAUACUACAGGGAGAGAAAUAUAUAAGUUGUAACAGUAGUGGAGUUUGGAGUUCAGAGCCGACCUGUUUAAGAGAUUGUGGUGACCCGACACCUAUCAACGGAAAAACGAGUACACCAUUCAGCACAACAUUCGGAGACACAGUAACAGUAUCGUGUAAUCCUGGUUACAACAUUAAUGGGUCUUCUUCUCUGACUUGCCAACAUACCGGCUGGAGUGAUACCCCAACAUGCGAUAUAAAAGGCAAUUAAUAU
Molecule: messenger RNA, 3356 nt
Organism: Mercenaria mercenaria
Lineage: Eukaryota; Metazoa; Mollusca; Bivalvia; Venerida; Veneridae
Product: sushi, von Willebrand factor type A, EGF and pentraxin domain-containing protein 1-like
Exons: 20
Coding region: 1173-3353 (726 amino acids)
Source: RefSeq, a predicted model, not a curated record